AUGGAGGAAGCCCCAAUAAAGAUACUUCCAGAAAGCGUUACCAAACGAUUUAUUAUUUCUUCCAACGGAAUCAUAUUGGAUGAACAACAACCUCCACAAGCUGGAGAAAAUAAGUGGGAGGAUCCAGCAAUCGUUAAGGAAAUAAAACCCAGCAAGUCCAUUCCUGGAAAGAAUAAAGAUGUUUCGGGUGCGAACAGGGAAUUCAUGGAGUUAAAUCCAAAUUUGUUCAGGAUUAACAUGAAUAGAGAGGCCAUGAUAGCAGAUUUCAUGAUGGGGAGUAGUUUGGACCACGAGAUUCCAAUGAACUUUGCAAUAUGA
This is a messenger RNA of Ilex paraguariensis (yerba mate), 318 nucleotides long. Lineage: Eukaryota; Viridiplantae; Streptophyta; Magnoliopsida; Aquifoliales; Aquifoliaceae. The record is from the annotation of a GenBank genome assembly.